UUGUUUCCUCAUUAUAAUAGCCCAAAACCCUCCUUAUAGCUAUAGCUAGUCCAUCCACAUCACUGUUCCAAUGCUAUAACUCUCUUUCUCUCUCACACACACACACACUUUCUCUCUCUUUCUCUCUCUCUCUCCUCUCAACUAUCUUUCUAUUUGUUUUUGGUACUACAACAAGUACAAGAUUCUAUAAAAACUCUCGUUGGGGCCAAAAAGGGUGUCUAGAGAAAUGCCAAGUUCAAGCUCAUUUUUGAGGCAGUUGAGUGGAAGAGAUUAUUAUCAGGGUUGGAAAUCCACAUCCAAGAGAAUUGGCAAUAAUAUCAGGCAACAACAAAUGGAAGGGCUUAACAAUAUGUAUGGUUAUAAUGGUUAUGGUGGUCAUGGUGAGAUUAAUGGAGGAGGAGGGUUGGUCUUGAGGAAGAGAGUGAUGGUUGUGGUCGAUGAGUCUUGUCAUUCCAAGCAUGCAAUGAUGUGGGCCCUCACACAUGCGGCUAACAAGGGUGAUUUGCUCACUCUUCUUCACAUCGUGCCUUCUUCUCAUAAGCUUGCAUCUGCUUCUUCUUCAUCUUCUUCAGCUUCUUCAUCUUCAUCUUCAUCUUCUUCUUCUGGUUCACCAUUGCUUGCUAACUCUCUUGGGUCACUUUGCAAGGCCUGCAAACCUGAGGUGGAAGUAGAAGCUCUGGUGAUCCAAGGACCAAAACUUGCCACAGUGUUAAGCCAGGUGAAGAAGCUAGAGGUUUCUGUGCUAGUUCUAGGUCAGAAGAAGACCUCCUCACUUAUUAGCUGCUUAUGUGGGGUCAGCAGCUCAGAGGAGUUUGUUGAGCAGUGCAUCAACUCUGCAGAGUGCUUGACUGUAGGUGUGAGGAAGCAGAGCAAAGGAGUUGGUGGCUACCUUAUCAACACCAGAUGGCAGAAGGAUUUUUGGCUCUUGGCUUGAGUUUUAAAUGUAGUUAUGAAUUUAUAAAUCUCCUUAGUUUAAAAUAACAUAAUUUAGCUUAGUUUAAAAUAACAUAAUAUAACUUAUCCUCUUUACCCUCUGUAUCUACUGAC
This is a messenger RNA of Morus notabilis, 1047 nucleotides long. RefSeq lists its product as uncharacterized. The coding region runs from base 227 to 934 and encodes 235 amino acids. The record is from RefSeq and is a predicted model, not a curated record. The transcript is spliced from 3 exons. Lineage: Eukaryota; Viridiplantae; Streptophyta; Magnoliopsida; Rosales; Moraceae.